This is a messenger RNA of Fomitopsis serialis, 798 nucleotides long. Its product is annotated as Trichodiene synthase-domain-containing protein. The coding region runs from base 1 to 798 and encodes 265 amino acids. The transcript has 2 exons. Gene Ontology annotation, molecular function: carbon-oxygen lyase activity, acting on phosphates. The record is from RefSeq and is a predicted model, not a curated record. NCBI's taxonomy places the organism in Eukaryota, Fungi, Basidiomycota, Agaricomycetes, Polyporales, Fomitopsidaceae.
AUGUCCGUGCUCCUGCGGCCGUAUCUACCUCCGGCGAUCACCCUGACCACAGCCUGCUACCGACACAUCUCCGACCAGGAAACGAAGGUGCUCAUCGUGCUCUUCAGCGCGCUCGUCAUCGCGCUGGAUGAUCCGAAGGUCUUCGACGCAUCCGGGAGCCGUGACCUCCACAGGCGGCUGUGCAACGGCGACUUCCACCAGAUCGGAGGCAGCCGCGGCGUCCUCGGGAUGCUCAUGGAUGUCCUGUCCAGAGUGGACCAGGUGUACCCCGAGUUCUCCACCAGCGCGAUCAUCUCGUCGGUGCUGGGUUUCGUGAACGGCUGCAUCCUGGAGGGUGUGCAGAUCGACGGCGUCGCCGCGCACCAACUGGACGCGCUCCCAUUCCUCGCGUACCGCCGCAGCAUGUCGGGUCUCGCCGACGCGUUUGCGUACUUCAUUUGGACGAAGGCAGACUGUCGGGACGUGGCACUGUAUGUGCAGGCAAUUCCAACUGACCUGGUUUUCUUCAGCGACAUCCUGUCAUUCUACAAAGAGGAGCUCGCCGGAGAGACGGGGAACUACGUGAGCGACCGGUCGAAGGCGUGCGGAAGGUCUCGGGAGGAAACUCUGCAAGAGAUUGUCGAUGAGACUGUCGUGCUAGUGACUCGUAUCCGGGGAAUCCUGGGCGAUGGGCCUGUUCGAGACGCAUGGGAGUCGUUCGCAAAGGGUUGGCUCACAUUUCACUUGUGCAGCCCGAGGUACAGGCUGAAGGAACUGAUCGACUGCGAGUAUGUUGUGGUAGAUGGCUUGGGCAGUUGA